AUGGAUGUUUUGGAGACAGUUCAAGUGGUGCAGAAUCCCCCUGAAAUGCAAUCAAGUGAUGAAGGUGAGAGCGCAGAAGAUGCAAUGGAGAGAAGGACUAUACCCUGUGUCGUCGAGAUCGCGGAAUUGUUUGGAGAGCUGGAACUUUUGGCGACGGAGUGCCAGGUUUCGGACGCUCUAUCGCAUCUGCGGUCGGCAAAACGCGCAUUUCUCACUGCAAGACACAACAGAGAACCAACACAGAGCAGGCAGACGUUAAUUACCGAAUGCAUGCAGAUAGAUGUGACGACGUUACUUACUAAUGCCGUCUCGCAAUAGUGCACGUUUUUGGGGUUUCGCACGGGGCGGCACUAAUGGGUAGGGUCCCCUGUAUUACGAAAUAACUAUUUGAGAGUUUACGCAGUUGGGUAUUUCGUGGUAACCAGGUUAUCGUUGACGCAGUCCUAUACACUGCUUGAGAGAUGAGGAACAAGGAGAAGAAAGCACCGAAGAAGGCAUGAAAGUUAAGGUCGGCACUAACAGCAACCAAUGCUGUAGGACACAUCGCUUUCUGCAGCAAAAAUGACUUCCACGACCUGUUCCUGAAGCUGACCUGGACUGUGCACAGAUUCUGCACCUCAUGCGGCAGGCUCUGUGUCAAGGGAUUGGAAGCACGCGCAAUCGGAGCGAAUUCUCAUGGGACAUCAAACGCUUCAGAAGUGGCCAACAAUAAUAUUCGUACUGAUUCAUGCUAGGACUCGUUUUACCUUCUCUUUCACGAUGCGGUGAUAUUGAUAUGCUGUUGCUAUCUACAGCAAUACUGUUAAACUGUGUUUCAGUCGAUUG
Messenger RNA from Chondrus crispus (carragheen), 825 nucleotides. RefSeq lists its product as hypothetical. The transcript has 2 exons. Bases 1 to 318 code for a protein of 105 amino acids. The record is from RefSeq and is a predicted model, not a curated record. Lineage: Eukaryota; Rhodophyta; Florideophyceae; Gigartinales; Gigartinaceae.